Messenger RNA from Dicrocoelium dendriticum, 1009 nucleotides. Lineage: Eukaryota; Metazoa; Platyhelminthes; Trematoda; Plagiorchiida; Dicrocoeliidae. The record is from the annotation of a GenBank genome assembly.
GAUUAAAUGAAAGCGUCCCUUUUAAAGGCCGCCUCUCGGGAUUGAAUUUAGUGAUGUCCUAUCGUGUCCAAUCGCCACUUGACUUCUCUGAUACUGAUUCAGAAAGUGAAACCUACUGGAAACGUCUGAGCACUUGCGCACAAAAAGGCGACACUGACUGUCAGGAAAGUAUAGAAAGGAGGCGCUGCAACAUUUGGGUAAAGACUGCAAAUGAAAACAUACUGGACGAAGCCUUGUCCAGCGCUCAUAUUGUUACACGCUCCUCCGACACUUCUCGGCACGUUGAGAAUUACUUCGAAUAUCCCGCAUCACAAGAAACACCUUCCAAUACAAGUGAAUCCAAGCAGUUGCGGAGACGUGUAGGAAGCGCUAAGUCGCGCAUCCAAGAACGGCACUGGAAUGAAUCCAUUCCAAGGAAUCACAUUGGCGUUACUUUCGACAGUCCUCCAGACGUCGUCAAAAAGACCCUUGUUAGACUCCUAAAGGAACCAAACGAGGAACUCAUAAGUCAGAUAGUGGAUGUUCUUGGAUGCAAGCGCGCAUUGGAGUUUUAUUUUCUCACGGAAGAUAUUGAGAAGAUCGGUGGUCUAUAUUGUGCCCAUCCAUUCUAUUUUUGUGCAGGAUGGAACACGACGAAGAUCUCCCGGAGGCGUUUUUUUGAAUCUUAUCAAGAUGUCUCAAGGGAUUACGGAUACCGAAAAAAAGACCAUGUUUGCACUCAGCAGACGGAUAAAAGACAAAUUAAAACGAAAACGCAGAAAGCAACGUCUAGAAUCGAGAAAAAAACUUAAAGGGUCGGAAAUAAACGAUAUUACUAACAACUCUCACUGCGAAAAAUCUGACAGGUACUCAAGUAUGGCAGUCGAUGCCUUGGGAUCCACGAAUGUCGCAGAAGAAGGAGAGAUUAUGUCCACAUCAGAAAGUGAAAAUGUUUCACAGAAUGAUUUAAUGUAACUUCGUGUACAUUUUGUACAUAUUGCUAUCAAAAAUGAAAUUGACUUCUGUCUUG